GGGUGCCUAUGACCGCUGUAAUUGGAUGGUUUUGGGUCGGGACCCUGGUCUCGCCUGUGUCAACCUAUCCGACCCCUCGAAACCACUUCAUUUGCUCAUCAAUCCACUUCUCCGACCGUUCCUGUUACAUCGUCAGUCGAUCCGACAACCUCAAGGCCCGCCCCAAACACCCUCUCAGACACCCUCGAUUACCUGAUUACCCAUGCGGAGCGGUGUGUCCCUCACACAAACCCAUCCGUCCACUACAUCACAUACAUCACAUCAUGUGAGACCCCAUGAGGGGGCCGUGGUCUCUUCUGCCGUGAUGUGAUGUGAUGCCCUGCUGCCAAUGUCUUGCCAAGCGCGCUUCCCAGUAUCGAGACUCGUGUAUCAACCUCACUUGCUACCGUCGCAGAUUAUCGUGACUGGCCCAACUUUGGUGCCUUGGACACCAUGCUACCACGGAAAACGGGGUCGCUGCCACCCCCGGCCCUCGCCAGGGUACAAUCGACUGACGGACAAUGAUAAGACAAGACAAGUACAGUAGAAGCAAUUACCUACCCUCCCCUACCCCCCCUUUGCAGGCCUGCGCCUUGACAAUUCGCUGCAAAACUGUCUGCUACUUAGGUGAGAUCCGUCAUGAUCAUGGUACCAGGGCAUGUGACACGAUGCCUCCUCCUCAGUACCUAGUAUAGCGUACGAUGACAAGAGAGGGGGUUUGAAAGGGGGAAUGGUCUGGACGGCGUGUCAUGUUUCUAGUGUCACUCAAGAUGGGCUUCGACCUACCUGGCGAGCUUGGGUGGUUCACAAGUUUCGUUUCUCACGUCUCCAUCGAAUGAUAGCUCGAAUCUAAUAAACUAACCUUGUUUCCCACUCUUUCUCCUUAGCUCUCUUUCGCUAUGACCUUCUCUUCUUCACAUUGAUCUUCACCCUCU
Molecule: messenger RNA, 914 nt
Organism: Xylaria bambusicola
Lineage: Eukaryota; Fungi; Ascomycota; Sordariomycetes; Xylariales; Xylariaceae
Exons: 2
Coding region: 9-269 (86 amino acids)
Source: RefSeq, a predicted model, not a curated record